UGUUUAUAUAUAGUCAAAAUUUGAAGGAACGAAUUAGAAGUUAUAUAUAGCAUCGCAUCGACUUUUAUCAAAAUGGAAAAGUUAGGCAAGGCUAAAAAGGUGGCUCGAGAGGAGAAACAGCGCGAACAGAAGCUGGAAGAGCUGGUGCUGAAGUCCCUCGACGAGUGCCACACGAACGAGGACAAAGUGAAGAUGCUGAUGCAACGGCAGGUGGAGAGCGAGAAGAACGUGGGCCGGCUGACGGCCGAACUGCGGGUGGUGCAACGCCACACGGAGGGGCAGCAGCGCGAGAAGGAGGCAAUGCAGCGUGAACUCAACAAGUGCAUCCUGAUGCGCGACAAGCUGCAGGAGGUGUGCCGCGAGCAACAGCGCAUCAUCAAGUCGGUGAAGAACGAGAGCAUGCUGCAAAUCAAGGUGGAGGAGGAGCGCCGCAAGGAGAGCCAGAUCAAGUUCCAGAGCUCGCUGAACGAUGUCCAGAAGUCGCUGUCCAAAAACAACGAGGAGAACAUCAAGUUGCGCGAUUACAACAUCGAAAUGACCAAAAAGUUAAAGCUGCUGGCGGAGCAGUACCAGACGCGCGAACAGCAUCUGGAGAAACUCAAUGAGCAGGUGCAGCUGGAGGCGCAGCUGCAUCAGGCCAGGCUCAGCAAGGCCCAGGUCGAGGCGGCCAUGGAGAAGGAGAUUCUCAAAAAGGAGAACCAAAUUGGACUCGAAAAGCUGAUUCAGGCUCAGCGCAGCAUCAAGGAUCUGACCGAUCGCGAGCACCAGUUGAAGGAGCAGCUGAACAUCUACAUGGCCAAAUACGAUGACUUCCAGCAGUCGCUGACCAAGUCGAACGAGGUCUUCGGCAGCUACAAAAUCGAACUGGAGAAGAUGUCCAAGCACACAAAGAAGGUCGAAAAGGAGUCGCUGGGCUGGCGCCAGAGGUACGAGAAGGCCAAUGCCAUGGUCAUCGAAUUGGCCACCGAGAAGCAGAUGCGCGACCAGCAGUCGGACCGCCUGGUCAAGCAAGUCACGCAACUGCAAAAACUUUUGCGUGCCCUGCAGCUGGAGCGAACGACUCUGCACAAGAGCCUCCGGGAGAACAACAUUGAGAUUCCUCCUCUGCCACAGCUGCCGCCAGAGCCGGAGGCAGUAAAGAUUACGCCCAUCAACACGGACAAGGCCAAGAUGGAGCUGAUGAGCCGAAACUGCGCCGAGCUGAAGCAAACUUUAACCAACUUGCAGAACCAAAUGAAACUGCUGACCACCGCUGAGGCCAAGACAGCCAUUGAGGAGAAGAACAAGGCGGCCGAGGAUCAGCAGAAGCUGGCCAAUGCCAAGAAGAACAACAAGAAGAAGGAGAAAAAGUCCAAGGCCAAGGCAGCGGCAGCAGCUGCUGCAGCAGCAGCCGCGGCAGGCGCAUCAAACGAAGAACUGCCCGAAGUUGAUGGGGCUGCUGCUGCAGAAACUACUUCCAACGGGGAGACACCUGAAGAGAAGUCUGAAGAGGCCGCCGACGAGCCGCCAACUUCAACAGAAGAUCCGCAACCGUUAGAGCAAGCUGUGGAGGCGGUCAUCGACCUGCAGGAAGCUGCCGGAGAUGCCAGCAAAGUGAAGCACACCAAGGAUGCACAGGAGCAGACUGCUCCUAUUCCAAAAGUGGCAGAGUCUCCGAGGACCGUGGGCGAUGGCGAUGGCCCCCAACCUGCUGAACCCAACGAUCUUGCAGCAGUGCCAGCCCUAAUCGAUGUCGAUUAGAUCCUUCGACUGUCGACUGCUCUACACAUCUCACAACUAGCCCUCCACCCUCAAAGCAUUUUGUGUCAUUCAGUCUCCACCAACCGGCAUGCUGCAUAAAUAAGAAGAGCCACAAAUUUUGUACUAGUUAUUUAUUGUAGUUUAUAUUGUAUUUAUUUAAAGGAGUGUCUUCGAUUAUCGAUCAUAUGUGUGUUGCUAUACAACAUCAAAUUUUAAAUUGAAUAAACGUGUUUCCUAUCAACGUGAAUUGUGUCACAGCAAAGCUAAUAGCAAGUAGCUCACUUGUG
Drosophila obscura is the source of this 2027-nucleotide messenger RNA. Its product is annotated as beta-taxilin. Bases 73 to 1740 code for a protein of 555 amino acids. NCBI's taxonomy places the organism in Eukaryota, Metazoa, Arthropoda, Insecta, Diptera, Drosophilidae. The transcript has 4 exons. The record is from RefSeq and is a predicted model, not a curated record. Gene Ontology annotation, molecular function: syntaxin binding.